This is a messenger RNA of Aspergillus ibericus CBS 121593, 2216 nucleotides long. Its product is annotated as Zn(II)2Cys6 transcription factor. Lineage: Eukaryota; Fungi; Ascomycota; Eurotiomycetes; Eurotiales; Aspergillaceae. Gene Ontology annotation, biological process: regulation of DNA-templated transcription; DNA-templated transcription. The transcript is spliced from 6 exons. Gene Ontology annotation, molecular function: DNA binding; DNA-binding transcription factor activity, RNA polymerase II-specific; zinc ion binding. The record is from RefSeq and is a predicted model, not a curated record. Bases 1 to 2124 code for a protein of 707 amino acids.
AUGGCAGAAGGUCGUCGGUCAGCUCGCGCAUGCGACGAAUGUCGCCGGUUAAAGGAAAAAUGCGAAGGCGGCAUCCCCUGUCGCCGCUGCGCCCAUUUCCGCCGCCCCUGUGAAUCCAAAGCCCUCGCCUCGCGGGCCCGCGAUUUUCGUGCCUACGUACCGAGAACACGUCCAGCGAAAUCAGACGUGCAAGAAUUGGUAGAUCGAUGCCGAUACAUGGAACAGAUCUUGAAACAUACCGUCGAGGGUAUUGCAUUGGACACGAAGAGUCUGGCGCGCAUGGCCAACUCUCUGACCAUGGAGCGACCAUCGGAUAGCCCAAAGGUGCCCAGUCCCGCCGGUCUGGCCAUCGAGGACGAGUCCUGUACCAUUGACCCGGUCGGGGAUACCACCACCCAUUUCUCCGGUGAAUUUUCCUACUGGAACUUUUCCAUGCGCAUCAAGCAGCGCAUCCAGAGUCGUAUGCGCACGAAGAGUCCGGAUCGGGUAUCUGGCUACUGGCGGGCGCAGCAGCUCAAGACCAACGAGCAUCUCUCGGCAGCGCUGGCUUGUUUUCCGCCGCGGCCAAUUACGGGGUUCCUUGUUAAGACGUUCCUGAAAUAUGCCACCACGCAUUGGUUCCUGGUGGAUGAAGACUGGCUGCUGGACCGUGUCCAUCUUUUGUACACCGAUCCGGCCAGUCUGGGAGAUAAGGCGGCCGCAGUCACCAGUAUUUUGCUGUCAGUACUGGCUAUCGGAACGCAGUAUGCUCAUCUGGAGCAGCCUAGUGAGCGCGCAUCCAAUGACCAGGCAUCUGCAUUCUCAGAGGAAGAUGUGGGCGUGCGGUUCUACGAGCAGUCCAUCCGGCUGCUUCCCGAGAUCAUCGAGCUGUCUUGUCUGGAAAGUGUACAGGCCUGUUUGCUAUUGGGCUUCUAUGCCCUGCCAGUGGAUGCUUCUGGGCUGGGAUACAUCUAUGUGAACCUGGCGGUGCGACUCGCCAUGCAGAAUGGCAUGCAUCGCAAAUGCCACCGAGAUGCGUUCACACCGGUGAUGACAGAAACGCGCAAUCGAGUCUGGUGGACUGUCUACUCGUUAGAAAGGCUCAUCUCGAUUUUCCACGGUCGGCCCUUGUCAGUCCGUCGCGGGGACGUUGAUGCAGAUCUGCCUGCAGCGCGCGAUGAUAUGACGCAGACACAGUCGGCGUGGAGUACACAAUGUGCGAUUAUCUCCAUCCAGAUGCUUGACUGGCUCGAGGAAUUCUUCAAUGACAUAUCCCGUCUCCGCCACGCCCAGCAACAAGACCUCCCCGCCAUCCUGGCCCGGCUCAUGACGCGCAAAGAAUCCUGGACGCGCUGGUGGACAGCUAUCCCGGAAGAUAUCCGCAAUCCCGCCCAACCAUGGCAGCAGAACCGGGCUGUCAUGCACCUCCGGCUGGAAUCGUGUCUCGUCCGGAUGUUUAUCGGUCGGCCCUUUCUCCUCCGAAAGGAGGCCCCUGCAGAUGGUCCAGCUGCACCAGAAUCCCAAGAUCUCCAUCCGUCUGAUCGAGAUGAUCUCAUCGGGGAUUGUAUCCAUGCGGCUCAGGAGGCACUGGAGAUCUGUCGUCGUCUGCGUGUCCACGGUCCGGGACUGGCGCGGGCUUCAUACUUGGAGUACAGUGCCUGUCGAGCGGCUCUUCUGGUAUUGAUUGCAUAUUCGGUUCAGAGCUUAUCGGAUGCUCUCCGCCAGCCCAUGCGCGAGGGUCUAGCCCUCCUCCGAGAAAUGUCAGCCGCGGGUGAUUCAGCACGCUCCGAGGUAUCUUUCCUCGAGGCACUAGAACGAUCCCUGGCCCGGCUGCAGACCGUCACGCAACGACCUGAGGCACCCCAAUCUGCCACGCUGGUGUCUGACUACGACGCGUUCCGACACUGGGGGUCCAUGUACAAGAAGCCAGCCGACCCCCGCCAAGUACCCAACACAGAUACCACCGCAUGGCCUCUAGUGGAAGUAGACAUCCCGUUUGAUCCCUCCCUCGACCUGUCCAUUUUCGGCGGCACCAACCUCUCUCCAUCAGCCACCUGGCCCACUCGCACGGAAACACAAGUCUUGGAGGAAUUCCUCGCGGGAUCGAAUCUCGAUCCGAUCUGGAACCACGUGGAUCUCCCAUGACUGCACUACAGCCAACUGUACCCUACUGUCCUACCCUACAAUAAUCCAACACCUCACAUAACCAAAUAUGAUUACUGCACAUUAGACAUCCG